Messenger RNA from Tarenaya hassleriana, 1629 nucleotides. Its product is annotated as tubulin beta-5 chain. Gene Ontology annotation, biological process: microtubule cytoskeleton organization; mitotic cell cycle. Lineage: Eukaryota; Viridiplantae; Streptophyta; Magnoliopsida; Brassicales; Cleomaceae. Gene Ontology annotation, cellular component: microtubule; cytoplasm. The record is from RefSeq and is a predicted model, not a curated record. The transcript has 4 exons. Bases 83 to 1426 code for a protein of 447 amino acids. Gene Ontology annotation, molecular function: structural constituent of cytoskeleton; GTPase activity; GTP binding.
UCAUAUCCCCCCUCCUCUCUCCUCCAUUUCUAUCCUCUCUCUCUCGAUCUCGAUCCAGAUCUCUACAUCGUCUGCGCUCGCCAUGAGAGAGAUCCUUCACGUUCAAGGCGGCCAAUGCGGCAACCAGAUCGGAUCCAAGUUCUGGGAGGUCAUCUGCGACGAGCACGGCAUCGAUUCUACCGGCCGAUACAGCGGAGACUCAGCCGAUCUCCAGCUCGAGCGUAUCAACGUCUACUACAAUGAGGCCUCCGGUGGAAGAUACGUGCCACGCGCAGUCCUCAUGGAUCUCGAGCCUGGCACCAUGGACAGCAUCAGAUCCGGUCCCUACGGUCAGAUCUUUCGUCCAGACAACUUCGUCUUCGGACAGUCCGGCGCCGGUAACAACUGGGCCAAGGGUCAUUAUACCGAAGGCGCCGAACUUAUCGAUUCCGUUCUCGAUGUUGUUCGUAAGGAGGCUGAGAACUGCGACUGCUUGCAAGGUUUUCAGGUGUGCCAUUCGCUCGGAGGAGGCACUGGUUCUGGAAUGGGGACUCUUCUGAUAUCAAAGAUCAGAGAGGAAUACCCAGACAGGAUGAUGCUCACAUUCUCUGUUUUCCCAUCGCCAAAGGUCUCCGACACAGUUGUGGAGCCAUACAAUGCCACACUCUCUGUCCACCAGCUCGUGGAGAAUGCCGAUGAAUGCAUGGUCCUCGACAAUGAAGCUCUCUAUGACAUCUGCUUCCGCACCCUCAAACUCAGCACUCCUAGCUUUGGAGACUUGAACCACUUGAUAUCAGCAACUAUGAGUGGGGUGACAUGCUCUCUUAGGUUCCCAGGACAACUGAACUCAGACCUGAGGAAACUGGCAGUGAACCUGAUCCCAUUCCCUCGUCUCCACUUCUUCAUGGUCGGGUUUGCUCCCUUAACCUCCCGUGGCUCCCAACACUACAUCUCCCUCACUGUCCCAGAACUCACCCAGCAAAUGUGGGACUCCAAGAACAUGAUGUGUGCCGCUGAUCCACGCCAUGGCCGCUACCUCACGGCCUCUGCCAUGUUCAGGGGAAAGAUGAGCACGAAGGAAGUGGACGAGCAGAUACUAAACGUACAGAACAAGAACUCGUCAUACUUUGUGGAGUGGAUACCAAACAACGUGAAAUCGAGCGUAUGUGACAUACCGCCGAAGGGGAUAAAGAUGGCGUCGACGUUUGUGGGGAACUCGACAUCGAUACAGGAGAUGUUCAGGAGGGUGAGCGAACAGUUCACGGCUAUGUUCAGGAGAAAGGCGUUUCUGCAUUGGUACACGGGCGAAGGAAUGGACGAGAUGGAAUUCACGGAGGCAGAGAGCAAUAUGAAUGAUCUUGUGGCUGAGUACCAGCAGUAUCAGGACGCCACUGCUGACGAGGAAGGUGAGUACGAGGAUGAAGAGGAUGGAUACGAAGCUGCUUGAUCCGAGGAUGAGAUUUAAAAAAAAAAAAACAUUUGUGUGGUAUGUCUCUCUCUCUCUUUUUUUGGCGUUUUGUUCUAUUGACGCACUUAGAUCUCUGGCCUUCUUUAUAUUUGCCGACUAUAUAUACAUAUUUGUAUGUAUGCAUGUAUUUGUCACUGUUGAAUUGGUGCGAUAUGGAAUUUUUGUUUGUGUGUGAUGUUUUU